AUGGACACCCCUAUAGGUAAAGACCUCACGAAUUCUGUCAUCGGCAAAGUUUACAAGUUGAUCAAGAGAAUAGGAAGUGGAGCUUUUGGGGAAAUCUACCAAGUAGCCAAGGGAAAGGAGGAAUAUGCAAUGAAAUUGGAAAGAAGUGAUAAUAAGCAUCCUCAAUUGUUUUUUGAAGCUAAAUUGUAUUCAUAUUUACAAGGCUCUGAUCAUAGAAUCCCUAGAAUAUAUGCUUAAGGAACAGACGGCGAUUAUAAUUACAUCGUCAUUGAUUUGCUGGGUUAAAGUCUUGAAGACCUGUUCAACAAGCAUAAUAAAAGACUAUCUCUAAAGACUGUCUUGAUGUUAGGAGAUUAGAUGAUUUAACGAAUUGAAUUCAUCCAUCUGAAUAAAUUCCUUCAUCGCGAUAUUAAGCCUGAUAAUUUCCUCAUUGGAUUGGGCUAGAAGGCAGUUAGAAUCUACCUUUUGGAUUUCGGAUUAGCCAAACGAUAUUAAACAAAGGAAGGACAUAUCCCAUAUAGAGAGGGAAAGAGUCUAACUGGAACUGCCAGAUAUGCAUCCAUCAAUACUCACUUGGGGAUUGAGUAAUCAAGGAGGGAUGACCUAGAGUCUCUUGGUUAUGUCUUAAUGUAUUUAUUAAGAGGACAGCUUCCUUGGCAAAACAUGAAAGGAAAUAAUCAAAAGGAAAAAUAUCAAAGAAUCAUGGAGAAGAAGCUUGAAACAUCUUCUGAUGUAUUGUGUAAAGGGUUUCCUAUUGAAUUAAGUCAAUAUUUGAAUUACUGUAAACAUUUAAAAUUUGAAGAAAAACCAGAUUAUCUUUAUUUGAGAGGAUUGUUUAAGGAUGCGUUUAAAAAGAUCGGUUUUGAACUUGAUUAAAAGUAUGAUUGGAUAAAGGAUGACAAUAUGAUAAGGACUCAGUAGGAUUUGAUGAGUGCUGAAAAACAAUAGUUACAAAAACAGUUGAUUAUGACAUAACCAUUACAACAAUAACCUCCAAUACUACCAAAAGCAGCAUUGAACGGGAUAGAUUCUGAGAAGAAAAUAUCAAACACAAAUAAUUAAUAAUUAAGCACUUAAUAAUUGACAGCACAGAGAAAAACGUUGUAAUAACAAUAAAUGAAUAAGAUGUCAUCAGUUGAAAAGAAAAGAACUACUUCUUAAAACAGGUAGCACAUUCCCUCGAAGGAAAUAGUGAAGCCAGUAGCUUAAGUGUUGGCACCAAAAAUAGUCACUACUAAGGAACCUCACAGAAAAUAUUGA
Paramecium tetraurelia is the source of this 1260-nucleotide messenger RNA. RefSeq lists its product as uncharacterized. Gene Ontology annotation, biological process: signal transduction; endocytosis; peptidyl-serine phosphorylation. The record is from RefSeq and is a predicted model, not a curated record. NCBI's taxonomy places the organism in Eukaryota, Ciliophora, Oligohymenophorea, Peniculida, Parameciidae. Gene Ontology annotation, cellular component: cytoplasm; nucleus. Gene Ontology annotation, molecular function: ATP binding; protein serine/threonine kinase activity. The transcript has 4 exons.